CUAAUAGUAGUAGUACCUUUUUCCUACACUAUAAAAUGUCAUAGCACAUUGCUUCUAUCUACAAUCAUUCAUUCAAUCAAUCAUUCCCUUUCUGAAAAUCAACAAUGACAACAAAUUUUAAGCCUCUAACACUUUGCUUAUGCCUUCAAGCUAUUUUUCUCAUAAUUUCAAUACCAACAACUCACUCUAGAACCACUUUCCUAGCAAAAGAUGAAAAACUAUCACUUAUACAAAACACUUGCAAAAAAACACCAAAUUACAAUAUUUGCCUUCAAUCUCUGAAGGCAAAUUCCGCUAGCUCUGUUUCUGAUGUAACAGGGCUAGCUCAAAUCAUGGUGAAAGUGAUGAAAGCGAAAGCAAAUGAUGGAUUAAAUAAGAUCCAUCAGCUACAAAAGUUGGGAAAUGGAGCUAGGAAAGCCUUGAAUUCUUGUGGUGACAAAUACAGAGCAAUUUUGGUAGCUGAUAUACCUCAAGCUAUUGAAGCUUUGGAGAAAGGGGACCCUAAAUUUGCAGAAGAUGGUGCUAAUGAUGCUGCUAAUGAAGCUACUUAUUGUGAGAAUGAGUUUAAUGGGAAAUCACCACUUACUAAACAGAACAAUGCUAUGCAUGAUGUUUCAGCUGUUACAGCAGCUAUGGUUAGACAAUUACUCUAAGCUAGCUACUAAUUAUGCUUAAUAGUAUUAUUAAUUAUGCAAAUGUCUUCUAAUUAUAUCUAAUAUUGUAACUAUAGUAUCUCCAAUGGGAGAGGUUAUAUAUCUUUUAAGCUUUGGUAUCAAUUAAGUAUCUUAGCUAUAUAAGUAUUGUAUCUCUUUUCUUUUAAGUGGAACUCAUGUAGUUAAAUUUAUAGUAUUUGAAAAGGAAUUAAUAAAAAUGACUUUAUAAAUAAA
Trifolium pratense (red clover) is the source of this 887-nucleotide messenger RNA. Its product is annotated as cell wall / vacuolar inhibitor of fructosidase 1-like. The transcript has a single exon. Gene Ontology annotation, biological process: negative regulation of catalytic activity. Gene Ontology annotation, molecular function: enzyme inhibitor activity. The record is from RefSeq and is a predicted model, not a curated record. NCBI's taxonomy places the organism in Eukaryota, Viridiplantae, Streptophyta, Magnoliopsida, Fabales, Fabaceae. The coding region runs from base 105 to 653 and encodes 182 amino acids.